GUGAUAAGAACAUAACCUAUUAUAAGUACCAUUUUUUUUAUCAUACAUCUAAUUUUCAUCUGAAUUAUUAUAAAAAAAUGGACCCAAAAGUAAAGAAAAAACAAAAUAAAACUGAUGUAAUAGAAAAUUUAGAAGAUUAUUCCAAAGAGGAACUAAUUCAAAAAAUAAAAACAUUGUCAGCUCAUAAUGUCCAAUUAAAAAACUUGCUUUCCAAAGGUACAGCAUCUGAGGAGAAGCCUGUAAAAUCGUCCAAGCCAUUUGAUUUUUCCAGGUAUCAAUUUCAACACAUAGCCCUACACUUUUUAUAUUUGGGCUGGGAUUACAAAGGUUUUGUUGUGCAAGAAGAUACUACUAAUACAGUGGAAUAUCAUCUAUUCCAGGCUCUACAGAGGACAAAACUUAUUCCAGAUAGGGCAUCUUCCAAUUACCACAGAUGUGGCAGGACAGAUAAAGGGGUUAGUUCAUUCGGACAAAUUAUUUCGUUAGAUGUAAGAACUAAUGUGUUGAAAGAUGAUCCAUCUAAGCCAAGUGUUCCAUUAAACUAUUGUAAAAUAUUAAAUAGAGAAUUGCCGAAUGAUAUACAAUGUGUUGGUUGGAGUGCUGUAGAUGAGAGUUUUAGUGCAAGAUUUGAUUGUAAGUCCAGGACCUAUAGGUAUUAUUUUCCCAGAGGACAAUUAAAUUUAGAGAAAAUGCGAAUAGCAACAGAAAAAUUAAUUGGGGCACACGAUUUCAGAAAUUUUUGUAAAAUGGAUGUAGGUAAUGGUGUCGUUGAGUUUAUAAGAAAGAUUGAUGAAAUUAAUAUUGAAUCAAUUAAUCAAAAUGAGGAAGAUUACGAUAUGUAUGUCAUUAUUAUAAAAGGAAAAGCAUUUCUGUGGCAUCAGAUUCGAUGUAUCAUGGGCGUAUUGUUUUUAAUUGGACAAGAAAAUGAAGUACCUGAGGUUAUUGAUGAAUUACUGAAUGUUACAAAAAAUCCCAGAAAACCAGCAUACUCUAUGGCUAGUGAAAUUCCCUUAAAUUUAUAUUACUGCGAGUAUGAUGAUUUAAACUGGAAUUACGAUCAAGAAGCGCUGACUCAGGUGAUAGAAAAAUUAAACAAACAGUGGACCUUGCAGGCUGUAAAGAGUGAACUCAUAAAAGGAAUGGUGACAUCAUUGGUUAGUCUAAAAAGAACGAAUGAGGAAGGAGAUUCAACAUACAAAUGUCUCAGUGACCAUUUGAUCCAGGGUAUACGUUGUAAAAAGUAUCAACAUUUACUAGAACGACAGUCAUGUCAUAGUUUAGAACAUAAAAUUGAACAUUUUACAAAAAGGCGAAAAUUGCAAAUAGAAAAUAAGAAAUAAAGCAUUUAUCAU
Diabrotica balteata is the source of this 1352-nucleotide messenger RNA. NCBI's taxonomy places the organism in Eukaryota, Metazoa, Arthropoda, Insecta, Coleoptera, Chrysomelidae. The record is from the annotation of a GenBank genome assembly.